Messenger RNA from Fulmarus glacialis (Northern fulmar), 387 nucleotides. Its product is annotated as protein S100-A9-like. The transcript is spliced from 2 exons. The record is from RefSeq and is a predicted model, not a curated record. Gene Ontology annotation, molecular function: transition metal ion binding; calcium ion binding. Lineage: Eukaryota; Metazoa; Chordata; Aves; Procellariiformes; Procellariidae. Bases 1 to 387 code for a protein of 128 amino acids.
AUGAAAACUGACCUAGAGCUCGCCUUGGAGUGCGCCAUCAACAUCUACCACCAGUACGCCAUUAAGUACCCCAUAGAUGACUACCUGAGCAAGCCUGAGUUCUCGGAGCUGCUGAAGGAGAACGCUAAGCCCUUCCUCCACAGCACCAUUCCGCCUAACACGACCGUCGAUGACUACAUAAGCAAGCUCUUCACCAGAGCAGACGGCAACCACAACGGUCGCCUGAAGUUCACCGAGUUCCUGACCACGCUGAAUCUUGUAGUCAUUGAUGCCCACAAUAGGUCCCACCCGCAUCCUAGGAGCCAUGACCGGCAUCCAGAUGCUGGUCAAGAACAUGACCAUGGCCACGGCCACGACCACGGCCACGACCAUGGUCCUGCAAAGUGA